GAGAAAAAUAAGAGUGUUUUCUUUAAUUUGGAAUAUUAAUCUAUGUAGUGCAGUGCUUAAAUAUUUAAAAAAAAGUUAUGACAUGAAAACAGAAACCAACAUUUCUAUUAUACGCGCCAUUUAACUUUUUUAUAAUUCAUGAAAAGCGGUUAUUUCCUUGUAGUUUUCAAUGUUGUUAUCCAUGAGUUCGAGAACAUUCGAGACGAUCAACAUAAUCAGACGUUUGUUUUGAACUCAACCCAGCAAUGGCGAAUUUAAUAUUAACCUGCAAACCAUUUCAAUUAGUCCACUUUACAUCAUCAGGCAAAAGUGAGAUAACUCGAACAGUUGAUAUAACGUUACUAAAAUGGAUUAAGUACGAUGACAAAAAAAAACAGUUUUUAACAAAAUAUAUGCCGCCUCCUUACACUGAGGAAACAAAUAAAUUGUUAUACGAUUUAAUACAAAAUAAUUCAGAUAUAGUUGACAAUAAUUGGCCAAAUUAUGUUGUUAAAAUUGUUGGUCAUGCAGAUACAUAUGAACAAGCUGUCAUGAGAUUAAACGAACUCAAGAUUAAGGAAUUCGCCUAUACAGAAUCGGAAGUAGACCCAGGGAAAAAGGCAAAAUUAGCAACUAGUCAAAUUAAACUUCAGUUGAAGUCUUUGCCAGAUUUAAAGAAUAUUAUGAAUCUUUCUACUAUUGGAGAGCCCCAGCCUAGUACUUCUAAAGAAAAAUCAACAAAUUUAUCAAAUUUUAAAAAACAGAGAAACUCUACGACUUUUUCAGACAAAGCAGCAGUCAAUUCUCAAAAUAGUAUAAAAAGGAAGAAAAAAAAACAAAAUUCUGGUGUUCACCGCAAGAAGAUAGUAGACUCUGAUUCAUCAAGUAAUAGUGAUUCAGUUCCCAAUAAAAGAAGAAGGGAGAUGUUAAAGAAUAAUUCUAGUACUCGAAACAAGAUUAUAGUAGAUUCCGGUUCUUCAGAUAAUGGCGAUUCUGUUUUCAAUAAUAGAAAUAAGAAGGAGGCGAAAAAGAAUUUUAAUACUCAAGAGAAUCCAAUACGUGAAUUUUCUGACGAUGAGGAUGUUUCGCCAGAUCUAGACUUUGGUCUUACGGAUUUUAAUGCGUAUGAAGAAAGGAAAAGUUUAGGGAAUCCACGAAGAACAACUGAAAACGUAAAGGAAAAAAUAUGUGAUAAAAAAAACAAUAGUCGUGAAAGCAAAUAUGAAAAAAAUUUUUCAUCUGUAAUGCGAGAAAUAAAAUCAUUACGAAUUGACAUUAAGGAUGUACAUGAUAAUACAAAAUUAUUAAUUGGAAUGUUAGAAAAUCUUGCUAUUUUAAACUUGGCCGACAAAAAAAGUUUCGAGGCUGAAUAUAACUUAAUUUUGCCUCUGCAAACUUUUGACGACGUAGAAAUUCUUAAUCAAAAACUUGCAAAUGAGGAUUGUAAUAAACAUUUUAAGGCGACGUUACAAUUGUCAUUAAGUAAAGAUGUUGGAGUAAGAAAAGUUUUAAAUGCAAUAAUUAAAAAAUAUCUAUGUAGAGACAUUGUACUUAAAUUGACUGCGACGAAACCAAGUCCUGGAAAAACAAUUUUCAAAAAUAUGAAAAUGUGUUCGAGCUUAUUGGAGGUUGCCACAGAAAAAUUUCAAAUUAGUGAUGAUGAAGUACUAUCUCACCUUGGCAUUAUAUUUGGCAAUGCCAAGGAUUGGGAUGGUCAUCGUAAUCGAAGAAAAAAUGAUAAUUAGUUAAUAAUUUUCAAACUCUUCAAAUCGUUUAAAAAUUAUAAAUUUAUGGUUUUGUUUUAUUAAUCGACUUUUUUGUAAAAGUCAUCCAAAGACUGGGAUGGUCGUUUUAAGAAAAAAAACAAACAAACUGACCAUUAAUAUACAGUAUAAGUUAAUAAUAUUUUGUGCAAUUUAAAUAAAACUUAAAUAAACUUAA
Leptopilina boulardi is the source of this 1920-nucleotide messenger RNA. RefSeq lists its product as uncharacterized. The record is from RefSeq and is a predicted model, not a curated record. The coding region runs from base 246 to 1724 and encodes 492 amino acids. Lineage: Eukaryota; Metazoa; Arthropoda; Insecta; Hymenoptera; Figitidae. The transcript is spliced from 10 exons.